AUGGCGUCGUUUACAUGUGAGGAAGCAAUAUCUCUCGUUUUUCAUGAUUCUGAGUCCGAAUUUGACAGUGAAGGGGAAAAUUCAAGUGAUGAAAGUCUCGGCAACUCUGGUGAUGAGUCAUUUGAUGAAAUUGAGCAACCAACUCGCAAUAUAGCGAUCGAUAAUCUACAUGUGGUUGAAUCUAACACGAAUGACAAUGACUUCACAAGCUUUUCAUGGGAAUUUUAUUCUUACUUGGAUCCUUUUGAGUCGGAUUGGCUUCCAGACUACAUUGAAAGACCUGGCAUUCUUGUGGAUACUACCGAGUUUGAGCCUGUUGAUUAUUUUUAUCAAUAUUUUCCAGAAGAAGCAUUCAACCUGAUAGCAGCAGAAACUAACAGGUAUGCAGAUCAAUUUUUUGACACCCCAGUUGAUUUUUCUCCAUCUUCACGUUUUCAUACGUGGACUGACACAUCUGUUGAUGAAAUAAAAGCAUUUGUGGCUCUGCAAAUUGCCAUGGGGCUUUGUAAUAAACCUGCCAUUAGUGAUUAUUGGAAUACCUAUUGGCUUACAACCACUAACUUUGGAGAUGUCAUGUCUAGAAAUAGGUUUGAAUUAUUACAAACAUUUUUACAUUUCAAUGAUGUUGCUAAUCAAGUUUCAAAGGGUCAAGACGGCUAUAAGCCAUUAUUUAAAAUCCAGCCAUUGUUGGACAUUUGCAAUCCUUUGUAUGAAAAAGUAUACCAGCCAAAAAAAUGUCUUUCAAUUGAUGAGAGUAUGAUCAAGUUCAAAGGGCGCAUAUUUUUCCGACAAUAUCUACCAAAUAAACCCACAAAAUGGGGCAUCAAAGCAUUUGUUUUAUGUGAAUCUGAAAGUGGUUAUUGCCUGAAGUCAAAAAUUUAUACAGGGAAAGACUGUUUUGAAAGGGAUUCAGAUAGUCUACUCUCCGAUCAUGUGGUGUUAAGUUUGCUUGAAGGUUAUGAAAACAAGGGACAUUUUGUUUUCAUGGAUAAUUUUUAUUCAUCCCCUAUACUAUAUGCAAAACUUGAAUCAAAAAAGAUCGGUGCAUGUGGAACAGUCAGAGGUAACAGGCGUGGAAUGCCGAAAGAGUUACUCCAACAGAAUAUAAAGCUAAAGAAGGGAGAUGAUCCUGUGUUUAUGCGAAGUGGGAAUAUGGUUGCCUGUGCUUGGCAUGAUACCAAGCGUCUCACUAUGCUCAGUACCAUUGACACAAAUUUAACAGUUGACAAGGAAAUAAGAAGUAAAGACCAUGCCAGUGGGCAUAGAACCGUUGAAAAGCCUGUAGCUGUUGCAAGAUAUAAUCACAGCAUGGCUGGUGUUGAUCGUUUUGAUCAAAUGUUGGGCACCUACCAGUACCCACACAAAAGUGUGAAGUGGUACCAUACACUAUACCACAGAGCAAAAGAAACAGCCCUGGUGAAUGCAUAUAUUGUUUACAGAAAGGCUGACAAACAAAAUAUUCUUGAUCCACAGAGGUUUCGCCAACAUGUAAUUAACGGUUUGUUGGAACACUGGCAUUCUAACAGGAAACGAAAAGGUCGGCCAAGCAUUGCUCCACUUCCCUUGCGAAUGACAGGACAACACUUUCCUGACAAGUUUGAGAAUAAAAAGUACAAACCUGACUGUGAAGUGUGCUCUGAUAGAAAAAGAGGUAAUCGACGGCAAACAAGUUUUUGUUGCAAGCAGUGCAAUGUACCACUGUGUAUUUCACCAUGCUUCGAACGCUACCACACUUUGAAACAAUACAAAAUGUGA
Paramuricea clavata is the source of this 1755-nucleotide messenger RNA. The record is from the annotation of a GenBank genome assembly. NCBI's taxonomy places the organism in Eukaryota, Metazoa, Cnidaria, Anthozoa, Malacalcyonacea, Plexauridae.